Messenger RNA from Sorex fumeus (smoky shrew), 2073 nucleotides. It is a transcript of the gene GABRB1, whose product is annotated as gamma-aminobutyric acid type A receptor subunit beta1. Gene Ontology annotation, cellular component: GABA-A receptor complex; neuron projection; membrane. Gene Ontology annotation, biological process: chemical synaptic transmission; monoatomic ion transmembrane transport; signal transduction. Gene Ontology annotation, molecular function: GABA-A receptor activity; extracellular ligand-gated monoatomic ion channel activity; neurotransmitter receptor activity. The coding region runs from base 333 to 1820 and encodes 495 amino acids. The transcript has 10 exons. The record is from RefSeq and is a predicted model, not a curated record. NCBI's taxonomy places the organism in Eukaryota, Metazoa, Chordata, Mammalia, Eulipotyphla, Soricidae.
AGCAGGAAGGAAAUGAACAGAGCCACCCUCCAGUGCACGAAGAAGCACCACAAAAAAGAAAACCGGCUGCGCUUGGGAUCCGCAAACUCGCAAACAGCAGGAUAUCUCCGACUACCCGCAGGACGCGGAUCGCCACAAACAGGAACUUUAAAGGGAUUGAAAUCUGUUGCCUGUUCCACUAGGAAUAUUGUUUGCCAGGCACAAGGUGUCUUUUGGUAGUGAGCCUCCUCUGCGCAUGCGCAGGUCCAUUCGGGAAUUACUGCCCUGCCGCCGACUAAGUUGCAUUCCUUGAAGCUUCGCAGAAAAGACAAUUCUUUUCAUCAGAGUUAGUAAUGUGGACUGUACAAAAUCGAGAGAGUUUGGGGAUUCUCUCUUUCCCUGUGAUGAUUGCCAUGGUCUGCUGUGGACACAGUGCCAACGAGCCCAGCAACAUGUCAUACGUGAAAGAGACCGUUGACAGAUUGCUCAAAGGAUAUGACAUUCGCUUGCGGCCGGACUUUGGAGGGCCCCCAGUAGACGUCGGGAUGCGGAUCGACGUCGCCAGCAUAGACAUGGUCUCCGAAGUGAACAUGCCUUCUGUGGGAAUGCUUCUGCCAAUAUGUGGUUUUGGCUUUGCUAGGCAAAUACAUGAGAAGGAUUAUACACUCACCAUGUAUUUCCAGCAGUCUUGGAAAGACAAAAGACUUUCUUAUUCUGGAAUCCCACUAAAUCUCACUCUAGACAACAGGGUGGCUGAUCAACUCUGGGUACCAGACACCUACUUUCUGAAUGACAAGAAAUCAUUUGUGCAUGGAGUUACAGUAAAGAAUCGAAUGAUUCGACUGCAUCCUGAUGGAACAGUUCUCUAUGGACUCCGGAUCACAACUACAGCUGCAUGCAUGAUGGAUCUACGGAGAUACCCUCUGGAUGAACAAAACUGUACCUUGGAAAUUGAAAGUUAUGGCUAUACCACUGAUGACAUUGAGUUUUACUGGAAUGGAGGAGAAGCUGCAGUAACUGGAGUGAACAAAAUUGAGCUUCCUCAAUUUUCAAUUGUAGACUAUAAGAUGGUUUCCAAGAAGGUUGAGUUCACAACAGGGGCAUAUCCACGACUGUCGCUAAGUUUUCGUCUGAAAAGGAACAUUGGUUACUUCAUUUUGCAAACCUACAUGCCUUCCACACUGAUUACAAUUCUGUCAUGGGUUUCUUUUUGGAUCAACUAUGAUGCAUCUGCAGCCAGAGUGGCACUAGGAAUUACCACAGUGCUGACAAUGACGACCAUCAGCACCCACCUCAGGGAGACCCUGCCAAAGAUCCCUUAUGUCAAAGCAAUUGAUAUCUACCUGAUGGGCUGCUUUGUGUUUGUGUUCCUGGCUUUGCUGGAAUAUGCCUUUGUAAAUUACAUCUUCUUUGGAAAAGGACCUCAGAAAAAAGGAGCUGGCAAGCAAGACCAGAGCGCCAAUGAAAAGAAUAAGCUGGAGAUGAACAAAGUCCAGGUCGAUGCCCACGGUAACAUUCUGCUCAGCACCCUGGAGAUCCGGAACGAGACGAGCGGCACGGAAGUGCUGACGGGCGUGAGCGAGCCCAGGACCACCAUGUACGCGUACGACAGCGCCAGCAUCCACUACCGCAAGCCCCUGAGCAGCCGCGAGGGCUACGGGCGGGCGCUGGACCGCCACGGGGCGCACAGCAAGGGCCGCAUCCGCAGGCGCGCGUCGCAGCUCAAAGUCAAGAUCCCCGACUUGACUGAUGUGAAUUCCAUCGACAAGUGGUCCCGAAUGUUCUUCCCCAUCACCUUUUCUCUUUUUAACGUCGUUUAUUGGCUUUACUAUGUACACUAAGAUCUGUCCGAAGGGUUGCUUGUAUGAGUCCUUUCCUCUUGACUUUGAACCCCACAGGUCCCCUGCAGCCCUCCUGCUGUUUUCUUGAGGUAAGAGAUUCAGCCAUGCGAUUUGUGUUAGGUUUUGCAUAUCAGUUUUAUUACUGCACCAUGUUUACUUCCAAAAGGACAAGUCUCCUGUUUUUCCAGGCUAGUGUGGUCCAGGUUAUCAGCUCUUUGGAGAGCUCUGUGAAUUGCCAUGUUUACAAACACGC